CUAAGAAACAACAGUGGGACGACAGGAGUUGUACUUUCAAAAAGGGGAAUAGUCGAUUUAUAUUUAUUUCAUUUGGAGGGAAAAUGGAGUAUCAUCAAGUUUCAUCUUUGCAGAACAUCCAGGCGCUGUCCGCCUUGCUUUCCACUCAACAAGAUGAUGACGAUGAUGAUUAUCAAGAUGUGUCUCCUUAUGCCAAGAUGGGCCCGGGACACAUAGGCCCCCCGGCCAAAAAAGAGAAAGAAGAGUCUUCGCCAUACGAGAAGAAGAACAGCAAAGACGUGUGGAGCGAGGAGGAGGUGCCCGAAGGCCCACAGUAUGAUGAUGUCAUCGACCCGAGGCCGCAGCCCGAAUAUGAAAUCAUCCUCAAGCAAAGUGUUUGCACAGAGGAUCUCUUUUUGGGCCUAAGCAGAAAGGAUCCAUCCUCCAUGUGCUGUGAAGGGAUGCUGGUGAAAAUCAAACUCCCGGACAGCAAACUGUCAGACGUGACGCUGGACGUGAAGGAGAAGUUCCUUGACCUGCGGACACCGAAAUAUAGACUGGGCCUUCACCUCCCGCACCCAGUCCACCACCAGGAGGGCAAGGCUCAGUUUUUCAGCGAGAGGGAGGAGCUCGAGGUGACGCUGGCGAUGAAUCGACCGCUGGACGCCGUCAACAUGCAGUGAUCACAUCUGGACCGGACGGAUCGCGUGGUGCUGAACUAUCUGACUGCCGACUGACGUAGACUAAAUCGAUCCGAUACAGUACUGUCAUAUAUUUUGAGCCCCCUGACCCCCCAGUUUGGGUGACUCUGUUCCAAGCUGCAAUUAUGUUUUUCUAUUUGAAUUUACUCCUCAAUGUCUGUGUUUGUAGACAAUAAUGUUCAGGUUUAUUUUUUUAAACCAUUAUAUUUAAUUCAAUAAUGUACAAUGAAGACUAAAUAUACAAUAUAUAUUAAAUAUAUACAUUGUAUAUAUAUUAAAUAUAUAAAUAUAUAUACACUAUUCUUUUCUUCCUGAUAUAACCUCCCUCUACCUUCUCUUUUGAUGUCCUUCCUU
Molecule: messenger RNA, 1034 nt
Organism: Syngnathoides biaculeatus (alligator pipefish)
Lineage: Eukaryota; Metazoa; Chordata; Actinopteri; Syngnathiformes; Syngnathidae
Gene: dnaaf6
Product: dynein axonemal assembly factor 6
Exons: 6
Coding region: 84-662 (192 amino acids)
Biological process (GO): axonemal dynein complex assembly; flagellated sperm motility
Cellular component (GO): cytoplasm
Molecular function (GO): protein-folding chaperone binding; dynein intermediate chain binding
Source: RefSeq, a predicted model, not a curated record